This is a messenger RNA of Histoplasma mississippiense, 501 nucleotides long. RefSeq lists its product with no specific name. The transcript has a single exon. The record is from RefSeq and is a predicted model, not a curated record. The annotation marks the transcript as partial. NCBI's taxonomy places the organism in Eukaryota, Fungi, Ascomycota, Eurotiomycetes, Onygenales, Ajellomycetaceae.
CUGGGAAUGACGCUUUGGGCGCUUGCUAUGGAAAUAGAUGAACCCGGCAGCGAGGCUAGACCAUUCAUUAUCCCAGUCGAUAGGAAAGUUCCUGACUACUACCGAACAAUCGUUGACAUUUGUCUCAGCACCAGCCCUCAAAACAGACUCCCAGCCAAAGAAUUGCUUGGUUUAUUCCCUCAGGAUUCCAAGAUUUUAACGAAGGAACUUGUAGCGAGCAGCGUGGAGGCGCUGGCACAACCUCCGGUGGAAAUGCCUGAUGAUUCCGAAUGCCUGGAUGAGAACCCUUCUAUAUGGAAUUGCGGAUAUCUUGAGCAACCUGCUAACGAUAUUCAAUUCACUAGUGGACCAAAAUCGGUACCGGACUCGGAAGACGUAACUUUUUACGAACCAUGUGUCGAUAUCGGACCCCAACGCCUUUCCUGUGACUUCCCAGAGGUGAAUGCACAAUUUGCAGAAUUUGAAAUCGAAGAGAACACCCUGGAUUUUCCUACCAAGGAG